Molecule: messenger RNA, 1716 nt
Organism: Fomitopsis serialis
Lineage: Eukaryota; Fungi; Basidiomycota; Agaricomycetes; Polyporales; Fomitopsidaceae
Product: PIN domain-like protein
Exons: 4
Coding region: 1-1716 (571 amino acids)
Molecular function (GO): 5'-flap endonuclease activity; crossover junction DNA endonuclease activity
Source: RefSeq, a predicted model, not a curated record
AUGGGUGUUGCUGGUCUGUGGGAUAUUCUCCGUCCGGCGGGAGACACGCGUUCUCUUACCCAUCUAGCUGUCGUCGACGGCUUCGAGGCCAACCCAGACGGAGUGCGCGGUUUCCGUGUCGGCAUUGACGCAAGCAUCUGGUUCUAUCAUGCAGCGCAUGGCGGGCGGGCAGGGGAGAACCCCGAACUUCGAACACUGUUCUUCAGAUGCACCAGGCUCAUGAGUGCCCCAUUUCUACCGCUCUUUGUAUUCGACGGACCAAAGAGGCCCGAAACCAAGCGCGGCAACAGGAUCAGUGGGAAAAACCAUUGGAUGAUACAAGGCAUGCAAGAGAUCAUCAACGCAUUUGGUUUUGAGUGGUGCAUGGCACCUGGAGAAGCGGAGGCAGAGCUCGCUUAUUUGAAUCACAUCGGUGUCAUUGACGCUGUGUACACCGACGAUGUGGAUGCAUUCCUUUUUGGAGCGAAGAUGAUUGUCCGGAAUGCGGGCGUCGAAGACGGCAAUCACGUUGCGACGUACACCUCGCACGCAAUACUUACGCACCCCUCAAUUGAGCUCACACAUGGCGGACUAAUCCUCAUGGGCAUCCUCUGUGGGGGCGACUACCAUCCCGCCGGUCUCAUCGGGUGUGGUUCCACGAUUGCGCACGGGCUCGCACGUUGCGGUUUCGGCGAUAGCCUUUACAACGCAGCGCGCACACUACCGCGCUCGGAGCUCCGUGCCUUCCUACGCGUAUGGGUCGAGGAAGUGCGCAUUGAGCUCCACACAAAUGCGCGUGGAAUCCUCAGCAAGAAGUACACUGCGCUGGCGAAGAAGAUCCCUGAGGACUUUCCCGACAUCGAUGUCCUAUUAUCGUACACAAACCCUGUCACGUCCGAGUCGGAGGCAGCUUCCAAAGGCCGCGUGCCGAAGAUCACGAUGCUUGACUGGGAGAAAGAGCCUGACCUAGGAAAGAUUGCUGGCUUGUGCGAAAUGUACUUCGAAUGGGGCGUCAAGGAGACCAUCAUGAAGCGUUUUCGCACAAUCCUUUGGCCUGCUGUAGUGCUGCGGAUACUCAGACGCGUCGCGUUGUCGGAGGACAUGCGCACUAUGUCUCAGGCAGCCCGCUCAGUGUUGCUCCAUCCUGCCACCCCUACGAGGAAAGACAAGAAUAGGGAGCGCCAUGUGCCUGGGACGCCGUCGUCGAUUAUCACGAAGCAUUUCUCCUCGCUCCACCUGAGCUCGCCUAAACGCGCCGGACGUACCGACUGCGACACCGAGGAUGAAGGCGACGAAGACAAGCUCAUCGUCAAGAUCCACUCGUCUCGGCAACAUACAUCCACAGAUAAUGUUCUCGAGUAUCGUAUCGAGGUUGCCCCUGUACAUCUCGUUCGACUAUCUGAAUCCGGGCUGAGGGGUCUCCGUACUGCAUUGGCAACGGGGUUGGACAGCGGCUCAAACGUGCUAGAAGGAGACGAAUCGGACGGCGUUGUUCAAGGAAAGAAGCGUUUACCGAAACCGCCACCCAAUCCUAAGGAUCACCUCAGGAUCUGGAUGCCCGCGUGCAUGAUACGCAUCGCGCGGCCGGACCUUGUGGAGGGAUUCGAAAGAAUCCAGGAGAUGCGUACGACCGAAAAGGUGGCAGUGAACGCUCGUAGCACCGCACGUGGUUCCAAGGUCAAACGGAGCAACGCCUUCGGUCAAAGGCAAAGGCAGGGAAGGAUGUCGCGGUGUUAG